Molecule: messenger RNA, 3736 nt
Organism: Dermochelys coriacea (leatherback sea turtle)
Lineage: Eukaryota; Metazoa; Chordata; Testudines; Dermochelyidae
Gene: SCRG1
Product: stimulator of chondrogenesis 1
Exons: 3
Coding region: 276-575 (99 amino acids)
Source: RefSeq, a predicted model, not a curated record
GCUGUUCCUUUCUUUCUUGUCUGGGUUGGAGAGAGGUACUUCUCGAAGCCCACCCCCUGGCCCCUGGCUGGAUAAGAGAGACUGUCACUCGCAGACAGGAGCCAGGGCAGACAAAGGGUUAUUUAUACAGCACCUCCCUCUAGCCCUCCCUCUCCUCAUCUCCUUUAGCUCCAACUCUCAACUUGUACAUUUAAAAAAAUACAGCUGCCAAGAAAGUGAGAGAGAGAGAGAGAGAAGCAAAAGAGAAAGCACUCCUGUCAAAAGCAAGCUUUGGAAUGAUGAAAAUGAAGAUUCUAUCAGCUCUUGUUUUGCUGAGCAUGCUGCUUGGUACUAACAUGAUGCCUUUCAGUCGACUUUCUUGUUACAAGAAAGUGCUAAAAGAUCGCAAUUGUCACAGCAUCCCAGAGGGUGUGGCCAGUCUUCGACGCAUUGAUGGAAAUCUUCAAGACCAGUUUUGGGAAGGGCAAAGCUGUGAGAUGAUCUGUUACUGCAAUUUUAGUGAAUUACUCUGCUGUCCAAAAGAUAUUUUCUUUGGACCAAAGAUCUCUUUCGUGAUCCCUUGCAACAACCAAUGAUGAGCAUCAUGUGUCCCAGUGAGAAGACACACACGGGACUUCACAACAGGAAAUUAACAAUGUUGUCAUAGAAAAUCUAUUCCUUUCUACAGCACUAGAGUGCAGAGCCUUAAUGUACCAAGUAGUAUAUGUGUCCCUGUCUAUAUAUAGAAGGAACCAUGGUUUGAAGAUUUAAUGGUAAAGCUCUCCUUUCCAACUUGAUAGCUACAUUUGUUUUCAUUAGAAGGAUUUAAGAAGAGGGGUGCAGUAGAACCUCUUUAAUUCACUGUGCUGAUCUGCCAACCCAGACAGUGUCAUAAAAGUUCUGGAGUUGUCACUCUCACAAAUUCUCAGCUGCUAUAAGGCAGUAUUGCACCUCACUACACUAUUUUACACCCGUUGAGGCCCUUAGUUGCAGUUCACUCUACUGAAGUUUCAUAUCAAUAAGUCUUCAUUACUUUAACAAAAAAGUAACUGAAAGCAGUGGGAGCUACUGUAUGUUCAGCACUUUUGAAAAUCUGGUCACUUAUUUAGGUGCCUAAAUAAGGUUUGAGGACCCUAACUUUUUACAUCUAUUUUUGAAAAUCUUGGUCUAAAAAGAUUGUUAAUCCUCUUGAGGUCAAUAGCAAGACUCCCAUUAGCUUUCAUGGAAAUACAACUGGACUCUAAAUUCACAAAAUACAGUUAUCCAUAAUGGGCCCUUAUUUAAACUCAUCUUUGCACUUUUUGUGUUUAGUACACAGCUGCUAUAAUGUAUAUAUUCAGUAAAACAGCUCCUGUUGAUGAGCCUGAUCCAAAAUCUUUGGAAGGCAAUGGGCCCUGAAUCAGGCCUCAUUUGAAUAUAGCACAUCGCAGUAGUAACUUAAAAUGCUAGUUCCCCAUCUUUAAUAUAGCCCUUUGGGAAAAGACAGGUGUGUAAUUAGACACAGAGACUAACCUUCUAAGCAUGUACACCUAUGCUAGUUUAAUGAAAGCUGUUUGUGAUAAGUAUUAAACGUUUCUUUUCAUUAACAUAUGGUAAUUCCUAGAGCUACCAAGUUAAUCAGAUGGAAAAGUGUGAAAAUAUCUAGUGUAAAAUAUAAAACUUUAAUAUAGUUAUCUUGUGCUAUUCUUUUUCAAUGACACUUUCUGCAGUAGUCAUUUUAUGAAAAUUACAUUGGCAAUAGCGAAUUUUUUAAUGCUAAUAGACAACCAUACUUCACUUACAUGACAACUUUGUAUCAAAUACAAAAUAUGUUCAGAAAUUUUGCCAUCUAUAAUGGUUGGAUGAUUGUAUUCUUGUAUGUUGGUAAUCUUGUACCUAGUUGGUCAGAGUGUUUUCUGGACUAAAUGCAAAUGAUAAAUGUGUAUUCAAUCAAUCAAUUAUGCAUAUUAAGUGAUUUGCACCAAACAGUUUCACAAUGACCAGCUGCAAGACAGAUGCAAUUUUUUAGAAAGUCUCAGUCUACCUGUCCCUCAUUCACUGGUUUUCCCAUCGCCUGAUCAAACUAUGCAAAAAAGAGAAGCCCUGAGCAGAGUUCAGAGACAACAAACUGUUAAGAAUCUCAGUAGGUGCAAAUAAGAGCUGCUGAAACCUAGGGAUGUCUGGAAAGCUUGAAGCACUGUCCUGCCAUCAAUCAGCAAGGUGUGGAGAGACAAGCUCUCUUUCCUCUUCCAGGUUCUACCUGAAUUACACUAUGCUUGCCGCUGCUCACAACUUUCCAAAGCAGUAGCAGCAAAACUGACAAUUGUCACUGUCACAUCUUCAUACGGCAUUCUGAACGUGGCAGUAAAAUUAACCAGUUCUGUAAAAUUCACCAAAUUCCUUCUUCUGCUGCUGGUUGGGGAAGGCUCUGCAAGCUGCAGAUUCAAAAAGACAGCACCACAUCCUCUCUCAUGCAGAAGGUUAUAAUUACCACAGUAUUAAGAGCCAGAAAUAAUGUUUUGUUUUUUUAAGAACAGAAGCUUAAGACUGGAAGUUUAGUUUCCAUCAAAACUUAGGCUUUUGGCUCCCUCUUGCACCAAGGAAAGUUUCCACUCACCCCUGUCAAGUACCAAAGAGGAUAUUUCAAGCCCUGUCGUGUGCAACAUGAUUAAGAUGCAAUAGAACAGGGUUUCUCAGACUUUUGUAGUGGUGAUCCCUUUCACAUAGCAAGCCUCUGAGUGCAACCCCCUAUACAUUAAAACCACUUUUUUAUAUAUUUAACACCAUUAUAAAUGCUGGAGGCAAAGUGUGGUUUGGGGUGGAGGCUGACAACUCACAACCUCCCAUGUAAUAACCUUGCAACCCCCUGACCCCCCAGUUUGAGAACCCCUGCAAUAGAAGUUUAAAUACAUCCACAUUUUGGGCAUCCUACUUAUUAUCUUACUGAAUUUAACUUACUCUAUUUCCAUCAGUAGGAUGGUGCCACUCAAGGUAAUACUUAGUUUUCAAAGCACUUUACAAAACAUUACAAUGCAAUCAAUGCACACAUUAGAAGAGAAGGUCCAUGAGUACGGCUACUGAAUACAGGCAAAUAGCUAUGUCUGGUUGUACAGUGCUGGCUGAAGUUUGAUCAAGAGUGUGUGAAAAUGUAUGGGACAUUGCAAAUGCAAAAGAAAUUCCGUCACUGAUAAUUACUGGGAAAACAGGCAGUUUGAGCAUGGGGAUUAUUUCCAUCAAUAAAGGGCUACAGGUAAAGAAAAAUCAAAGAACUAUAAGCAAUAAAAGCAAGUUUUUGAGGACAGCAAGAACCUGCUAAACCACCACAUCUAGCAGCAUGAGGGACAGGGUAAACAAUGAUAAUAUUACUUUCACACAUUUUUCUUAAAGUGAAGGUAGCUCAUCAUUGAAGUAAUGUUCAGAGUUUUAUAUCAAUCAUGCCUCAGUGAACAUAGAGAGAUGCUGCGUUCUUCUCAGUUUUAAGAUGCCAUCUCACUUGUUUCUCCUCACAGCUCAGAAGACAAAGCAGAAAACUGCAUAUCAUCCAGAAUUUCAUUGUUCUGGUAAGGGUCAUUGGAACUACAGGAGGUUUUGUAUUGUAUCAUAGCUGUCACACUGAAUACUGUAAACUUUACUAAAAUAUAUACAUUAAGAUGCAAGUGCUAUAUGUAAAGGUAACAAUUCUUUAAAUUAAUGAUCUGUAUGCAUUUUCCAGCUGUGAGUUAAUGCAGACUUCACCUGAACAAAACACAGCAUGUUUAUUAAACAAUAUUGAAACAGA